This is a messenger RNA of Rhinichthys klamathensis goyatoka, 1074 nucleotides long. It is a transcript of the gene gpr3, whose product is annotated as G protein-coupled receptor 3. Gene Ontology annotation, biological process: G protein-coupled receptor signaling pathway. The record is from RefSeq and is a predicted model, not a curated record. Lineage: Eukaryota; Metazoa; Chordata; Actinopteri; Cypriniformes; Leuciscidae. Gene Ontology annotation, cellular component: membrane. The transcript has a single exon. Gene Ontology annotation, molecular function: G protein-coupled receptor activity. The coding region runs from base 86 to 1069 and encodes 327 amino acids.
CAUGAGCUCUAGUGUAGAACAGAAUAUGUGACAGUCUCCCUGCUGUGGAUUGCGUGACUAACCCUUCUCUCCCUCCCCUGCAGAAAUGGCCCUGAACAACUCUGAAGUGGGUUUAGAUGUCAUCUUGGCGAUGGACCAACUCCUGGAGCUCACCCCGUCCGCCGUGACCCCUACACCCCUGGAGUCCACAACAGUGAUGACCCCAUGGGACGUGGCCCUGUGUGUAUCAGGAGCUGUGAUCUGCUGUGAGAACGCCAUCAUCGUGGCCACCAUCUUCUCCUCGUCGUCUCUGCGGGCUCCCAUGUUCCUGUUAAUCUGCAGCCUGGCGUGGGCCGACUUCCUGGCGGGGGCGGGGCUUAUUUUACACUUCCUGUCCCGUCGGUGCGUUUACUCGGAGGCUCUGGAGCUGGGGAGUGUGGGUCUGUUGGUGAGCGCGCUCAGUGCGUCAGUCUUCUCUCUGUUGGGAAUCACCCUGGACCGGUUCCUCUCGCUGCAUCGCGCGCUGACUUACGGAUCCCGUCGCACACACGCGCAAACACUCUGCGCUCUGGCCGUCGGCUGGACUUUUGCGGGUCUUCAAGGUGCUCUUCCUGCGUUGGGCUGGAACUGCUUGCAUGAUGGAGAAUCCUGCAGCGUGCUUCGACCUUUGACCCGAGUGCACCUGGCGACUCUAUGUGGAGGCUUUCUGCUGACCUUAGCUUUAAUGCUGCAGCUGAACGCCCGAAUCUGCAGCGUCGUGCUCCGCCACUCGCAUCAAAUCGCCCUCCAGAGGCACACACUCCCGUCCGCUCGCACACACACGCGCCGUCGGGUUAACACACUCGCGCUCAUCCUCACCACGUUCGCCAGCUGCUGGAUGCCCUUCGCCUUGUACGGGCUUCUGGCCGACGGGUCGUCACCGGCUCUCUACACUUACGCCACACUGGUUCCGGUCACUGGAAACUCUCUGCUGAACCCUCUGAUCUAUGCCUACAGGAACACACACAUACAGAGAGUGCUGCGACAGGCCUGCUGCUGCUGUCUGCCUAACACACCCAACAAACACACACACACCCCCAGUGAUGUCUGACAGAA